UAAACCAAACAUAACAGCAGAAUGCAGUAGAACUAGUCAAUUGCAAUGGAGCAUAAGUUGCACUGGAUUACCGUCGCCGCUAAUGGAAUAGUUAUUCGAAGGAUGUGCUCUUGAAUUUUAACAUCUCUAUCAGCUGAUAGAUAUCGAUGUUGUUUUCGGGGAUUUUUUUUAUUUCUAAUUGAAGAAGGAUAUAUUGUAUAUUAAUUGCUGUACAUACCUGAAGCAGAAAAGAAUGUAUUUAUUAAAGAAAAUCCGAUGGUUUCAUGUUGCUCUUCUUCUGUACUAUCUAGAAGCUUCUUUUGCUACAAGAAGCAAGCGUCAGAUUGUCUUUGAGGAUGACAGACGCAACACCCGACCACAGAGCGCCGAUUGCUGGACACCUGAUCAACUUCCUGGUAGAUGCAUUCGCUUAACAAAUUGCCAAGCUUUACGCUCUACAACGAACUAUAACCGUCUACGACGUUAUUUUUGUGGCUUCGAAGGAGAGGAACCGCGGGUUUGUUGCCCUCUUCCCAGAGAGGAAGUUCGCUUUAUCCCUGGUACAACAACGACAAGGAGGCCCACACCCACCAGAAGAAGGACCACAACUAGACGACCCAUCACCACAAGUCCUCCCAGGAGAAUUACUACUCAACCUCCUGUGACCCCAGUAGUAUUAGAAGAGAGAAGUUUUGACAAACCAAGCUUUCUUCCUAAUGACUGUGGCACAACGAGGCACACGACAACUAGAAUAGUUAAUGGACGAGAGGCAGAUAAAGGAAGCUGGCCGUGGAUGGCUGUCGUCUUUGUAGAGAGAAGGAAUGGUAACAAAAGCCCUGACUGCGGUGGCUCCCUAGUCACCAACAGGCAUGUAAUCACAGCUGCCCAUUGUGUUGUAACCGGAAGAGGCAACACCCCGAUGGAACCUCGGUUAUUGAGCGUGAGAUUAGGCGCUCAUGAUCUGAGAAAAGAGCGUGAGCCUGGUGCUGUGGACGUCAACGUAGAAUCCGUGCGACGACACGAGCAGUUCGAUCCUCGCACUUACCGUAACGACAUUGCUGUUCUAAAGUUGACUCGCAGCGUUCCUUUCACGGAGACCAUUGCUCCCGUUUGUUUGCCAUAUGAUAGCUUAAGAGGUCAAAAUCUCACUUUAAAGACUGCUUUUGUCAUCGGCUUUGGAACGACUUCUUUUAAUGGUCCUGCAAGUAACGUACUGAUGGAAGCUAGUUUUGACAUACAAGAUCAAGAGUACUGUAGACAAGCUUAUGAAAGAGAACUGAAUAUUACCAAAGUUUACCUUUGUGCUGGAACACUUGAUGGAUCUAAAGAUUCUUGUCAGGGUGAUUCCGGUGGACCUUUAACAACAGUUGGAAAAGGAUCCCGAUUUUAUCUCGUCGGUAUUGUGUCUUUUGGGAAGUUAUGUGCUCAGCCUGGUUACCCAGGAGUUUAUACCAGAGUCACUGAGUUUCUAAGCUGGCUUGCUCAAAAUCUCUCUAACUGAUAUUCUGAAGGAAUAAGUACAUAGACACUAAUUUAAUUCAUUUAUCAAACCAACAAACUAUUUUUGGUAAUACUUCUGAAAAUAGAAGGAAAGACUGUAUUUCCUUUUCCGAUAAGACUUGAAAGUGCAAAUGAUAUAUGAUGAAUUUAUGCCACUAUUAUCUUUUUUAGUUUGAAAAAUACGUUGGUGAGAUUCACGUUAUAGUGGCAUUCUUCAAUGUGAACGUUUGCUCAAAAUAUUUUAAAGGAUAUUUGCUACCUCGACGUUAGAAUAUCACUGCAUGCAUGAAUAUACCAUGAAAUGUUAAAAGACAGUAUUUUUAAUUUUUUUAAAUAAAUAUGCAAAACAUUGUUUAUUGCUCAGACUUUGAAUUAGCGAAUGCUAAAUAAGCUGAACGUAGCUCAUCAGUUAGGUAUUCUAUGGUGGCAUUAAUUUUGUUUUUAGUACUUACUUUUCAGACACUGAAAUGCCAUCUUUCAAUGAUAGUUGACAUUUAUUAUUGCUUGUAGCUGAAAGGAACUUAAUUUUAUCUAUGUUACCCAUUUUUCCUAUGGAAAACCAAUUAGCAGUCAAAAAUAUAUAUCUGUUAAUUAAAGUUUAAAGUUUAAAGAGAAGGUCAUGGGUUUAAGCUUUAAAAUGGCUCAAUUCAUUCAAAAAUGUUUCAUACACAUAUCAGAACCUUUAUUAUUUUUAAUGAACAAUUAAGAAUGAUUUUCUUAAGUGAAAUUAUUGAUAAGUUAUUAGAAUUAUUUUUUAGACUUACGAAAAAUGUUAAAAAGCGAAAACUUACUGUUAGGUCAAUAGGAAAUACCCAAUUCAUCUACGAGAGUAUUUCUUCUUCCACACCAGUUAAAGAUAAAAAUAAAAUAAUUAUCUUACAUUUAGAUAAAUUCAUUGGAUUGAAAAUGCAUAAAUUGAUAUAAUUUUGUUGCAACUGACAAUAAAAGUUUUAUUUAUGUA
This is a messenger RNA of Stegodyphus dumicola, 2440 nucleotides long. Its product is annotated as proclotting enzyme-like. Gene Ontology annotation, molecular function: serine-type endopeptidase activity. Lineage: Eukaryota; Metazoa; Arthropoda; Arachnida; Araneae; Eresidae. The record is from RefSeq and is a predicted model, not a curated record. Gene Ontology annotation, biological process: proteolysis.